UGGCGAGCUGAGGCCUUGGGAGCCGCUAGCUGGUGGAGACGCCGAAGGGUUCCUGGGGCCAAGGAAAAGGAAGGACAGUGGAGAACAGGUGCCCAGAGAUCCGAACUCGCGGGGCGGCUUCUGGUGACAGCCCAGGGGCUUCCUGUCACAGGAAGUUGGGUUGGGUCUCUGGGCCUCAGAGAAAGGCAGAAGGAAUGAGAAAACGGUGACGGGCUCCUCCGUCCACCGGUUGCUGCCCCACCCUCUGACUUGGAUGUAGCGACUUGUGAGAAGAUCGGUCGCCCUCCCGCUCGGGUUAGUCUUCUCCUUUUCCUUGGCGGAAACUAGAAAAGGCAAGAGUCAGACUCCAGCUUCCUCAAGGAUACGCCUUUAGUUUCCGACUGUCCCUGUCCUGCUGCCUGGCUUUAGGACCCUUUCCUCUAACUUGGCUGCCUCUUCAGCUCAACAGGAGCAGGUGCACAUAGUCUUCUUGCAGUUUGAUUUGAAGUUAUGUCAUUUCCUCUUCGAAGGAACUUUUUGUUUGUUUUAUAACGCAAUGGGAAAUCCAGAAAACAUAGAAGAUGCAUACGUUGCUGUUAUCCGUCCAAAGAAUACUGCCAGUCUCAACUCUCGGGAGUAUAGAGCUAAAUCCUAUGAAAUUUUAUUGCAUGAAGUUCCCAUUGAAGGACAGAAAAAAAAGAGAAAGAAAGUUUUGCUGGAAACUAAACUUCAAGGCAACAGUGAAAUAGCACAAGGCAUAUUGGAUUAUGUAGUAGAAACUACCAAGCCAAUUUCUCCUGCAAACCAGGGCAUCAAAGGGAAGCGAGUGGUGCUGAUGAAGAAGUUUCCUCUGGAUGGAGAGAAGACAGGCAGAGAAGCAGCACUAUUUAUCGUCCCGUCAGUUGUCAAAGAUAAUACUAAAUAUGCAUAUACUCCUGGAUGCCCAAUUUUUUACUGCUUACAAGAUAUUAUGAGAGUUUGUAGUGAAUCCAGUACUCACUUUGCAACACUCACAGCAAGAAUGUUAAUAGCCUUGGAUAAGUGGUUAGAUGAACGUCAUGCGCAAUCUCACUUUAUUCCAGCUUUAUUCCGACCUUCUCCCCUUGAACGGAUAAAGACAAAUGUCAUAAACCCUGCGUAUGCUGCUGAGUUAGGUCAGAUAGAAAACUCACUACAUAUGGGCUAUAGUGCACUAGAAAUAAAGAGUAAAAUGUUAGCCCUAGAGAAAGCAGACACCUGCAUUUACAACCCUUUGUUUGGAUCAGAUCUUCAGUAUACAAAUCGGGUAGAUAAAGUGGUAAUAAAUCCAUACUUUGGUCUCGGAGCUCCAGACUACUCAAAGAUCCAAAUUCCCAAACAGGAAAAGUGGCAGCGCAGCAUGAGCAGUGUUGUGGAAGACAAAGAACGACAGUGGGUUGAUGACUUUCCUUUACACCGAAAUGCCUGUGAAGGAGAUUCAGAAUUACUAAGCCAUCUUCUUGAUAAAGGAUUUUCAGUCAACCAACUAGAUAAUGACCACUGGGCACCCAUUCAUUAUGCAUGCUGGUAUGGAAAGGUUGAGGCCACUCGCAUAUUAUUAGAGAAAGGAAAGUGCAAUCCAAACCUUUUAAAUGGCCAGCUCAGCUCACCACUUCACUUUGCUGCUGGAGGGGGACAUGCUGAAAUAGUGCAGAUGCUCCUGACUCACCCAGACGUUGACAGGCACAUAACAGACCAACAAGGAAGAUCACCAUUAAAUGUUUGUGAAGAAAACAAACAAAAUAACUGGGAAGAAGCUGCAAAAUUGUUGAAAGAAGCCAUUAGCAAGCCAUAUGAAAAAGUUCGAAUUUACAGAAUGGAUGGAUCAUAUCGUUCUGUUGAACUAAAGCAUGGCAAUAAUACCACAGCACAGCAGAUAAUGGAAGGAAUGCGACUCUCUCAGGAAACUCAACAAUAUUUCACUAUUUGGAUCUGUUCAGAAAAUCUUAGUCUUCAGUUCAAGCCUUAUCAUAAACCGUUGCAACAAGUUCGUGAUUGGCCAGAAAUACUUGCUGAAUUGACUAAUUUGGAUCCACAAAGAGAAACACCACAGCUUUUCCUAAGAAGAGAUGUGGGACUUCCUUUAGAAGUUGAAAAAAAGAUUGAAGACCCACUAGCUAUUCUUAUUCUCUUUGAUGAAGCCAGAUACAAUUUACUGAAGGGCUUUUAUACAGCUCCUGAUGCUAAACUGAUAACACUGGCCAGUCUGCUGUUACAGAUAGUUUAUGGGAAUUAUGAGAGUAAAAAACACAAACAAGGUUUCUUAAAUGAAGAAAAUCUGAAAUCCAUCGUACCUAUUACUAAACUGAAAAGUAAGGCACCUCACUGGAUAAAUCGAAUACUCCAUGAGUACAAGAAUCUUAGUAUGAGUGAGGGUGUCAGUAAGGAAAUGCAUCACCUGCAACGCAUGUUUCUACAGAACUGCUGGGAAAUUCCUACGUAUGGAGCAGCUUUCUUCACAGGACAAAUAUUUACAAAAGCAAGCCCAAGCAAUCAUAAAGUCAUCCCUGUGUAUGUAGGAGUGAAUAUAAAAGGACUUCAUCUUCUAAACAUGGAAACUAAGGCGUUACUCAUCAGUCUAAAGUAUUGUUGCUUUACGUGGCAGCUGGGAGAUGCUGGCACUUGUUUUCAAAUUCAUAGUAUGGAAAAUAAAAUGAGCUUUAUAGUACACACAAAACAGGCUGGUCUUGUGGUAAAGCUGCUAAUGAAGUUAAAUGGACAACUAAUGCCCUCUGAAAGAAAUUCAUGAAAAGAAUUUUGAGUUUGAAUACAAACCACCAUAUUUUGUAAUGUAGAAUUUUUUUCCAUGAAAGAUUUCUGAAAAUAUGACUUGAUAAAGCAUGUAGUCUCAUAUAGUGUGUAUAUGCUGUUCCAUAUAUUGUACAGAAUCUGUACUCAUGUUUGGUGUGUAAUAUACCACUUAGUUUUGUAUGAUAUGCUCAUAAGCUCUUCUAAUUUUUGAGAGAAACACAUAAAAAUAGAUCAGUAGUCUGUAUUAUAUUAGACAAAAUAGUAAGCUUUAUAAAAAAGUUAUUUUUGGUAAAUAGCAAAGAAUUUAGUGUGGAAUGUAAUGAAAUUAAAAUACAGCUUUGAUAUAAUUUUGUGUGUUACUUCAAAAUAUUCUGAAAACCAACAUGAUUUGAAUAAAUAAAACUUAUUUUGUACUUGGA
Arvicanthis niloticus (Nile rat) is the source of this 3167-nucleotide messenger RNA. RefSeq names its product KRIT1 ankyrin repeat containing (gene Krit1). Gene Ontology annotation, molecular function: protein binding. Gene Ontology annotation, cellular component: cytoskeleton; plasma membrane. NCBI's taxonomy places the organism in Eukaryota, Metazoa, Chordata, Mammalia, Rodentia, Muridae. The record is from RefSeq and is a predicted model, not a curated record. Gene Ontology annotation, biological process: cell redox homeostasis; negative regulation of angiogenesis; regulation of establishment of cell polarity.